This is a messenger RNA of Closterium sp. NIES-67, 3920 nucleotides long. NCBI's taxonomy places the organism in Eukaryota, Viridiplantae, Streptophyta, Zygnematophyceae, Desmidiales, Closteriaceae. The record is from the annotation of a GenBank genome assembly.
UGGAAGGUGAAUUGGGCAAGUGGUGGUUCAAUGGAUGAGCAUGAGGGUCAGUAACGUUACAGCCGCAGUCUACUGUACUCCGUACACAUUGUCUUCGAGUCUGAUCGACACAGUCUCGCCUGGAAAUGCUCGUCGCCGAACCCACUUCUGGCCACGUACAGAGCCAUGGCGGAGGAAUCGAAGCAGGCCGGAAGAUGUUGGGCAGUUAGGACGUUCAAAGAGUACGGAAAUCACCGGUCGCCUUUUCAACAGACUAUUUGGGAAUCCCUGUGUUCGCGGUUAUGGCUACCAGACUCACAGGAACCAUCACUUGGCAUUCCAUCUGUCUCUCCGCAGGUCGAAUGCGCUCUUGUUCGCUUCAAGUCGAGGCUCGCCUUCGUGUUCCUACUAGUGGCCUCGACUCCUCCGCUUAUUCUCUUCGUUUUCAACGCUCACCGUGUGAUGGUUCACUCUUUUGCCAUUGUCUGCAACGCUCACCACCUGUCGCGUUCCUCGCAACGAUAAUCGCAUUCGUCGCAACGCUCGGCGCAUUCCUCGCCUCGAACGCCGUUCGCUACUAUCAGCGUCACACGUCAACCGCCUGUACGUCUUGAGCAAUUGUCAGGAUUGCUCACCACAACCAACAGCAGCACAACUUGAGCCAGUCACUGACAUUUUAUCGAUACCUCGGGAUCUUGCCAACGAAUAGAAACGGCCCGAGCCCCUUUGAUACAAUCCCACGUCAAACACGCCAUGAAAGCCAUCUGAGGCCAUUGACGCGGUUGUUUCAAAGCAGCGAGCCUUCCUCCUUUGCUUUCAAGACUUCAUUCUCCUGCAUUCCGGCCUGGAUGGUGUCGUUCCGUUCUCGUCAGCUCUCUUGACUCCGUCUGCUCUCACCGUGUUAUUCUCUUCACGUUUUAACCCCGCAAGCUGGAGACAAGUGUCGAGGCUGUUGCGCGGAACAUCCCCCCCCCCCGACUCAUGCUGUACACAUUCCCAUGCCACACUCCAGCAACUGCUGCGCAUGUUUCCCAACCUCUUCGAAGCACCGAACUGGCUCGCUACACUCCAGCAAGUGGAAUUCGCCCGAGGCUUGUUUUGGGAUGACGCUCUAGCAACUCUCAUUGCAGUGCGGGCACGUGAGGGACAGAGCCAUUAAGACAGUCUUUUCUUUCCGGUUCACCAGUACAAUACGAGUAGUAGACAGUCUGCACUGGAGCUCCGCUAGUUGGCCGCCAGGGCCGUUCUUCCCUUUCGCCUGAGAAUCCAACCACCUUGGGGUCUCGGCCUCUUGGCAUCUCGACAUCCCGUGAUCCUCCUCAAUCGCACGUGCAGUCAGUGGCAACCUCGUGAGAAGGAGCCAACACUCCUUGACACAGAGCGACAGCUCCUCACUGUAACAUCACUGGAAGGGCAGUUACCAGCAGCAGGCAGCAUCAUGGCAAAUUCUGCCAUCAUGUGGGGUUUGGGCCAGGGGGCCACACAGCCCUUUCAGCCAAGAGGGCGAGAAUCUGUGCUGGAUCAAGCAUGGCUGAGUCGGGCCAGGUUGCGGCGGCUUGCAGCCACAGUGCCGCCCGUAGCUCUGCUGCUGCUGCUGCUGCUGCUGGCUGUUCCCCUCUGUGCCUCCGCCGCUUCUGCGCAAACCUUUCGUGGCGGGCUGCUGCAGAGCGGUAGUGAGGAGGCACCAUCAGAUAAGGGAUCGGUGCGCGGAGGAUUGAUGCAGGAGGGGAGAGCAGGGAGGCGGGGGCUUGAGCAAGAGGCUGGUAGAUCAUCCUCAGGAGACGAGAGCAGUGGUGGUGCCGCCACUGGCAACACUAGCAUCGGUGCUGCCACUGACAGCAGUAGCACCAGUGCUGCUGGUACCUCUGGUCCUGCAGGCAACAGCACCGCUGCUGGUCACCUCUCUGGAGCUGGUAACACCACCGCUGCCCCCAGCAACACCCCUGCAGGCAACAGCACCGCUGCUGGUCACCUCUCUGGAGCUGGUAACACCACCGCUGCCCCCAGCAACACCCCUGCAGGCAACAGCAGCGGUGCAGCUCCCCCCAGCAUCACCCCUGCAGGCAACAGCAGCGGUGCAGCUCCCAACAGCAUCACCCCUGCAGGCAACAGCAGCGGUGCAGCUCCCAACAGCAUCACCCCUGCAGGCAACAGCAGCGGUGCAGCUCCCCCCAGCAUCACCCCUGCAGGCAACAGCAACGGUAGCACCGGAGUGGCCCAGUUCUUCACAGUGGGUCAGGAGGCCUUUGUGUGGGGAUCGCCUCUCGUGACCUUCUUCCGCCAGCAGGCCACCCGUGCUGCCCUCAACGCCUUCUCCUACGCCAACACCACGGCCGUCGUCGGCACCACGACCGUGGCUCUCCCUAACGUGGACACGGUGUAUGGCGGAUCCUUCCUCGACCUGCGAGACCAGCCCAUGGUGUUCAAGACUCCCAACAUGGGUGCCGGCCGCUACUAUAGUGCUGGUUUCUUCCAAACCUACGGCCCGGCAUUCAGUGUCAACGGCAGCCGCGCCAACGGGCCAGGGCCCAACACGUUCACAAUCGUCGGGCCCAACUGGGACGGAGAACUGCCUGCCGACCUCGCACCCACGGUUAUAACGUCCCCCACGGACGACGUUCUCCUGCUAAUGCGUGUGGUUGUAUCAGAGAACGUCUCUAACGACAUUGCUACAGUGCUCUCCCUCUACAGUCAAGUCUCGCUACAGGCACUCUCAGAGGCACUAGGCGGGCCUGCAAUUCCUCCCCUCCCCAAUCCGCCCCUCCCCAGCUCCAACCUGUCUGAGGCCCUGCAGCGCUUGACCCUGAUUGGUGAGGGGCUUCAGCGGGACCCUCCUGUCAACAACAUCGCCAACAACCGAGUCGUGAGGAUGCUGGCCACUAUCAACGUGACACGGCAGUAUGGCUUCGACCCCUACAGCGUCACACAGCAGCAGGCAGCAGCGCUGGAGGCAGCACGGCAGACAACAGACGCUGUGAUCAGGGCAGCAAAUGUCAUCAUCCAGAUAAACGAUUCAAUCAUCCAAUCCGAGAACUUCUGGGCAUCAUCCCUCAGCCUCCUCGACCACGACUUGAACACGGAGUUCCUGUACCGCGCCACGCUCACAGCGCCAGGGGGCAUUGGGGGGCUUCCCCCUACAGAAGUGGUCUACUUCCUCACGUUCCUCGCUGAGGCUACUCCGCCCGUGGGAGCUCUGCUUCCUGCCAACGCUACGAUCUCUCCCAAUGCCACCAUCCCUCCCAGCACCCCAGCUACCACCCCUACUCCAAGCAACAUCACCGGUCCUCCCGUUAACCCAUUCGACCCCCCAAGCAGUACCGCCACUGCACGCGCAAACCAAACUUCUCCCCAGCCUCCCAUGAUUCUCUCCCCGAAUGCCAACCAAACCUCUCCUCAACCUCCCAUUGCCCCCUCCCCAAGUGCCAACCUGACCACCUUGCAGCCUCAGAUGUCCUCCCCCCACCGCUUCCGCCCCUUCAUCCCUCUCCAAGGCUCCCGCUGCUUCCGCCUGCGCCUCACCCCGCCGCCUGUCGACUCCUUCUGGUCCGUCACUCUGUACAACGCGUCCAGCCUCAACCUGCUCGAGAAUGUCACUAAGUUUGGCGUGGGCGACCGCACUCCCGGACUGCUGUACAAUCCUGACCGCACAGUUACCAUCUACAUUCAGCCUACUUCUCCUGGCCAAUCACUUGACGCAAACUGGAUCCCUACUGUCAAUGCGACAAAUAGUGCAGUCGUGGUGAGGGCUUAUGGCCCCUCUCCUCAAAUUCUCAAUGAAAGUUAUGAACCGGAAGCAAUUCAGCUUAGCCCUACUUGUGAGAUUUAACGAAUUGUUAAGAUUGUCGCAAUUAAUGGUAUCUUUUAUCUUGAACUAGGGCAAAGGAUGCUACAACCGGUAUAUUGCAGCAUAUCCACCUUAUUUAGGAUUUGGUUCUGGCUUG